This is a messenger RNA of Drosophila bipectinata, 322 nucleotides long. RefSeq lists its product as uncharacterized. Lineage: Eukaryota; Metazoa; Arthropoda; Insecta; Diptera; Drosophilidae. The record is from RefSeq and is a predicted model, not a curated record.
AGUUGUAGUCGUUUUCAAAUAAUAAUCCAUAUAUAGUGUCUAAUUGAGUUUUGGCCUAAUGUCCGGCUGACACGGCCAAUGGAUCUGAGGCUUUUCCCGCCCCCCUCCGCGACUCCCGAGCGAACAUGUGCCCCCUAACGCCCGUCGAGCUGCUGUCCACGAUUAUCCUCGAAAAGCGAAAACUGCGCCCUCCAACCAAGCGGAAAAAGCUUCGCAAAUAGCCAACUAAGAAAAAGUUAAUAAUAUUAAUCGGCAAUACGUUUUCCACUACGUCAUUCAUUUUCCGGAGGUUUCAGUUCGAUGGAAAGUGUCGCUCAAUCCA